AUGAAAUUCCUAGUUAUUUUCGCUAUCUGCGCUACCGUGGCCUUGGCCAAACCAACUGAUGUCAUAGAUACGAUCUCCGUUGGACCAGUUAUCAUUGACGGUGAAUACCAACCCAUCUCCGUUGGACCUGCUAUCAUUGACGGUGCGCCCAUCUCCGUAGGACCCGCUAUCGUUGACGGUGAAUACGAGCCCAUCUCCGUUGGACCCGCUAUCGUUGACGGUGUGUACGAGCCCAUCUCAGUUGGCCCCGCUAUCAUUGACGGUGUAUACGAGCCCAUCUCCGUGGGACCCGCUAUCAUUGACGGUGUAUACGAGCCUAUCUCCGUUGGACCCGCUAUUAUUGACAACGAAGUUGCCGCUCCCGCAAGCUCUCCCCUAGUCCAAAUCAUUGUCAAUGUUAGCCCAAACUCUGGUAUCGUUGGCAGUCCCGUUAUUGUUGACGGUAUGCCCAAACCUGUGCCUAUUAGCGUUGACCCCGUUAUUAUUGACGAGAUCAAACCUACCCCCGUUAUUGUUGUUGAUCAGCCUGAACCUGUGCCUAUUAGCGUUGACCCCGUUAUUAUUGACGAGAUCAAACCUACCCCCGUUAUUGUUGUUGAUCAGCCUGAACCUGAACCCGAAAAUGUGAUCAUCGUCGAACAACCUGAACCUGAAGCUCUCAUCCCUCCCGUCGUUGCCCUCCCUGGAAUUCUCAAC
Brenthis ino (lesser marbled fritillary) is the source of this 696-nucleotide messenger RNA. The record is from the annotation of a GenBank genome assembly. NCBI's taxonomy places the organism in Eukaryota, Metazoa, Arthropoda, Insecta, Lepidoptera, Nymphalidae.